CAAACGACGAAAGAAAAUGCAUAAUUUUCGUAAACAACAAUCGACAGAUACCACCGAUAAUGGAGUGGAAAAGAAUGAUUACCCUCGUGCCACAAAUGGUGUGGUCUUUGGAGCCAUAAUAACCUUUGUUGGUUAUUUCUUUAUGAUGAUGUCGUUCUGUUCACCCUAUUGGAUUGAAUCGUACGAGGAGACACUAAGCAGCUUUAAGAAUAUGGGCUUGUGGCAAUAUUGUUUUAAAGACUUCACAUAUCCCAACUACCAAAUACCACGUAAAUUUAAUGGUUGCCACAACAUUUUCAGCUAUGAAUACUAUGUAAUUCGUGAAUGGCUUCUACCCGGCUGGUUGAUGGCUGUACAAGCAUUUGUUACAUUAUCAUUCAUUAUUGUUUUCAUAAUAUUGGUUAUAUUGGCGUUAACAAUUAUUCGUCUACCAUUGAAAUUUGUUUUGCAAUAUGAAUGGUUAUUGGUUCGCAUCUCCUAUUUUGGAACAACAAUAUCAUCUGUCUUCAUGUUCUUGGCCGUUUGUAUAUUUGGCGGCUGUGCCUAUCGUCGUGACUGGCUAAUGUAUCCGAAAUUUAAUGUACUCGGCUGGUCAUAUGCCUUGGCUGUUGUCACAUUCAUUCUGUUGGGCAUGGCUGCAUUGAUCUUCCAUCGCGAAGCGCGUGAGGCCUACGAAAUGCGCGGUGAACAAAAGAAUUUGGUAAUGCAAAUGGAAAUGCAGGAGCCGGGUUAUCACGCUGACCGUCAUCAUCAUAGUACAUCAAGAAGUCUGCAUGGUUAUAUAUAGGCAGGAGGAAGACA
This is a messenger RNA of Musca vetustissima, 801 nucleotides long. RefSeq lists its product as uncharacterized. The coding region runs from base 17 to 787 and encodes 256 amino acids. NCBI's taxonomy places the organism in Eukaryota, Metazoa, Arthropoda, Insecta, Diptera, Muscidae. The record is from RefSeq and is a predicted model, not a curated record. Gene Ontology annotation, biological process: regulation of tube size, open tracheal system; septate junction assembly. The transcript is spliced from 4 exons. Gene Ontology annotation, cellular component: membrane; septate junction.